UUCUCCUACUCAUUGAUAACGAGAAGCCCCUAAACAUGAUUGCAGGCUUGGAACCUCUUCAAAUCUCCAUUGCAGUAGCCUUUCUUUCUCUUGCCAUUUCUGCGGCCUUGCUGCACUUUCUGAUCGGAAAGUUGCAGGGCGAGGAUGGGAGGAAGAAGAAGAAAUACCACCCGGUUGGCGGCACUGUUUUCCACCAGCUUAGCAACUUCCAUAGGCUGCACCAUUACAUGACGGAUCUCGCCGGAAAGUACAGAACUUACCGGCUAAUCAGCCCUUUCCGGAAUGAGAUUUAUACCUCCGACCCGGUUAACGUUGAGUAUAUUCUCAAAACCAACUUUGACAACUAUGGCAAGGGGGAUCACAACUAUACCAUUCUGAAGGACUUGUUAGGAGAUGGGAUUUUUGCGGUUGAUGGUAUUAAGUGGAAAGAGCAGAGGAAGUUGUCGAGCCACGAGUUUUCUACACGAGUGCUAAGGGAUUUUAGCAGUGUGAUCUUUAGAAGAAACGUUGUGAAGCUCGCAAACAUUUUGUCUGAAGCUGCAGAUUUCAACAAGACAGCUGAUAUCCAUGAUCUGUUCAUGAAAUCGACUUUAGACUCGAUAUUUAGAGUUGUGUUUGGAGUUGAACUGGACAGCAUGUGUGGUUCGAGUGAAGAAGGCGCGAAGUUCAGCAGCGCGUUUGAUGAUGCAAGUGCAAUGACACUUUGGCGAUAUGUUGAUAUCUUUUGGAAGCUCAAAAAGGCCCUCAAUAUUGGGUCAGAAGCCAAGUUAAAGAAAAGUAUCCAAAUCGUUGAUGACUUCGUGUUCAAGCUGAUUCAAAGCAAGAUCGAGCAAAUGCAGAAUGCCCGGGAUGAUUCCUCAUUGAGCUGGAAGAAAGAAGACAUUUUAUCAAGGUUUCUGCAGUUGAGUGAGACAGAACCAAAGUACUUGCGAGAUAUAAUACUGAACUUUGUAAUUGCUGGCAAAGACACAACAGCAGUAACUCUAGCCUGGUUUAUAUAUAUGCUUUGCAAGCACCCGCUCGUACAGGAAAAAAUCGUGCAAGAGAUACGAGAAGCAACGAAGACAGCAGAUGCAAGAAACUUUGCUGAUUUUGCUGCCAAUUUGAGAGAAGAAGCCCUGGAGAAUAUGCCAUACCUUCAUGCUGCAUUGAGUGAGACUCUCAGGCUUUAUCCUGCAGUUCCUGUGGAUGCAAAAAUAAGCUUUUCAGAUGACACGUUACCAGAUGGUUUUAGUGUGAAGAAAGGCGAUAUGGUGGCUUACCAAGCAUAUGCAAUGGGGAGAAUGCGGUUUAUAUGGGGCGAUGAUGCAGAAGAAUUUAAGCCCGAGAGAUGGCUGGACGAGAACGGGUGCUUCAGGCCCGAGAGCCCCUUCAAAUUUACAGCUUUUCAGGCUGGGCCGCGGAUAUGUCUGGGAAAGGAGUUUGCGUACAGGCAAAUGAAGAUCUUCUCUGCAGUUCUGCUACGGUUCUUUGGUUUCAAGCUGGCUGAUGAAAGGAAAGCUGUUAAUUACAGGACUAUGAUCAAUCUUCACAUUGACGGGGGACUACAAGUUCGUGUUUUUCACAGAUUGAGCGACUAAUGGCAAAGUUAUGCAUAUGCACAUACAAGAGUACAAGACAUGUUUGUUGCCCAUGUUACCCUUUGUUUGUGCAUAUGCAAAUGUGUGUUUGGAAAUUAGGAAAAUAACUUCUUAAAAAUGUUUUCUGAAAAAUGAUUUAUUUUCUGAAAAUGACUCGUUUUUCAUAAAAUAUUUUCAUUUCUCUUAAUUGUGAACAUUUGGUAUGUAAAUCGUAAACAUUCAGUAUAUAAUUUGUGAACAUUUAAUAUGUAAAUGGUGUAUUUAGACACGAGUUCACAUUGUAAGAUA
Molecule: messenger RNA, 1868 nt
Organism: Ipomoea triloba (trilobed morning glory)
Lineage: Eukaryota; Viridiplantae; Streptophyta; Magnoliopsida; Solanales; Convolvulaceae
Product: cytochrome P450 704C1-like
Exons: 6
Coding region: 36-1580 (514 amino acids)
Molecular function (GO): iron ion binding; heme binding; monooxygenase activity
Source: RefSeq, a predicted model, not a curated record